Zophobas morio is the source of this 1522-nucleotide messenger RNA. Its product is annotated as alpha-latrocrustotoxin-Lt1a-like. NCBI's taxonomy places the organism in Eukaryota, Metazoa, Arthropoda, Insecta, Coleoptera, Tenebrionidae. Bases 47 to 1522 code for a protein of 491 amino acids. The transcript has 12 exons. Gene Ontology annotation, cellular component: nucleus; cytoplasm. The record is from RefSeq and is a predicted model, not a curated record. Gene Ontology annotation, molecular function: protein binding.
GGUUUAUCUGGAAAUUCUUAUAGUAAACUAUUUUAAUGUUUAGCUAAUGAGUUUUAUAUUUUCCAUCUUUCAGAGUUUCUUUUCUUUUUUUAACCAGAGAGAAGCGACAUCUCCUCAGGUUAGCAAAGAUUCACAGGAUUAUAGUUUUAACGAAGCCCAAGAGAAGAAUCUUGCUUCUAUCACUAUUACUAAGUCAACCACUGAUGGAGAUGUUGUAGAGAAUGUUAAGAUUAUUUCUGACCAAGGAUCCUCUAAUUUGGAAAUUAAAACAAAUUUACACGAUAAUAAAAAUUUAAAAGGAACAACGCACUCUGAUCUUUACGUUAAAUGGCGAGGAGACGCUAAAAUAAAUAUUAACAUAAGCUCCGAAAAACAGUUAGGAAAAAUGGUUAAGGAAACUGCAGAGCAAGAAGCAGUAGUGGAAGACGAAAGGCUGGAGCAAAACGAAACACCAAUUGUUUUGGAAGAAAGCAGCCCGUUUUCUAGUAAUUUAACUGACGAUCGUGAUAUCGCAGAGAAGAUGAUGGAAGCUUUUGGAAGUAAAAGUUCAGAUUCUGUAGUGAGUAUGGAGGGGAGUGCAGAUAGCGUCGUAAUUAAAACUGGACCAAAAAAAGUUUCCUUUGAAAAAAGGGAUUUACAUGAUAUGACAGAAGCCGUUCAUGAUCUGAAUUUUUUAAAGACUAAGGACGUCACGUGUGUGCAUGAAAAUGGGAGAUCCAUUCUACAUAUAGCCGCUUAUGAAGGAAGACUUGAAGUGUGCCGGUUGCUUCUUAGUAAAAUUGACGUUAACAUUAAAGAUCCUGAGGGCAUCACUCCCCUGCACGUGGCCGCUUGGCGUGGAUGGGCGGAUAUUGUUCUUUUCUUAUUGGAAAACGGCGCUUUUGUUAAUGAAAAGGACCACCAAAAUAGAACUUCUCUUCAUCACGCUGUUCGAGAGUUAUACGUUCCACUGGACGAUAUGGACCCCCACUUAACCAUAAAACGAGUGGUCGAUGCUGGGGUUGAUAUUAAUUGUGUAGAUACUUUUAAACAAACAGCACUUCACGUGGCUAUGGCUUCGCGAAGGCUUUCGGUCGAUACUAUUGGCUAUAUGCUCGACCACGGGGCUUCCUUGGAAGCUGUCGACGACGAAGGCCAUACGCCUUUAUAUAUAGCAGUUUUGGCGAGCGAUUAUUUAUAUGUGAAAUACCUCAUUACCCGUGGGGCCUCUGUUCAAUUGGUCGAUUUCCAGCAGCGCACGUUGCUAGAGGCUGCCGAGGGUAUGGAAGUAGACCUCAAGGCUUCGGCGUUUGCCUUUGAAGGAGAAGUGGGCUUCGGUGAUGAAAGUUUAUUAGCUGAAGUGCAAGAGAUAAAAAACCUCAUAAUUACUGCCUUGAAAAAUGAAAGGGUUAUUGUAGCAGAAGAGGAAGAAGAAGAUUCAGAAUUUGCAGAGGGAAGCGACUUAGAGGAAGAAUUCAAAAUGGAUUUAAUAAAAGUUGAAGGCUCUUCAGAAUCAAAAGAAAAAGAUAAUUUAAUAACUUGA